ACACACACACACUCUCUCUCUCUCUCUCUCUCUCUCAUCGUCUUUGUCUGUUUGCAGUACAACACUUCCUCUUUAAAAACCCUCAACCCCACCCAAACAAAAUGGCUGACCUAAUCAACCCACCAUCCAAAUGUCCAAACUCCUCUCCCUCCUCCCCCUCCUCUCUCUCCUCCUCCUCUCCGCCGCCGCCCACGGCGACCACUCCGACGCGGACUCCGACUCCGACUCACCCCCGCCAAACCUCCGCACAAAACCACUUGUCCUGGUAAAAAUAUGGUGCUUAAUCCUCGUAUUCAUCGGCACGUUCGUCGGUGGCAUAUCGCCGUAUUUUAUGAGAUGGAACGAGGGCUUUUUGGUCCUGGGGACGCAAUUCGCCGGGGGCGUGUUCUUGGGGACGGCGAUGAUGCAUUUCCUGAGCGACUCGAACGAGACGUUUGGGGAUUUGACGAGUAAACCUUACCCUUUUGCGUUCAUGUUGGCUUGCGCUGGGUAUUUGAUUACCAUGUUUGUGGAUUGCGUGAUUUCCCAUGUGUUCGGGAAGAAUGGGAAUGGUGGUGGUGAGCUCCACGGCGGCGGCGAUGUCGAGAUUCAAGGAUACGGGAGAGGCAGUAGCACUGGGAUGACUACAGGGUCACAAUAUCAGGGUCAUGGCAGUCCACACAACCACUUUGUGGAAGAGGAAGAUCCACUUGCAACAUCUGCGAUAUCACUUGGGGACUGCAUCUUGCUCAUAGUCGCACUGUGUUUCCACUCCGUCUUUGAGGGCAUUGCCAUUGGAGUAGCAGAAACAGAGGCCAACGCUUGGAAAGCUCUGUGGACCAUCUGCCUCCACAAGAUAUUCGCAGCCAUCGCUAUGGGUAUUGCUCUCCUUCGUAUGAUUCCCGAUCGUCCCCUUUUAUCCUGUGCCGCCUAUGCUUUUGCAUUCGCCAUUUCAAGUCCGAUUGGAGUUGCCAUUGGAAUUGUAAUUGACGCCACUACUCAAGGCGCCGUGGCAGAUUGGAUUUACGCCAUUUCUAUGGCUCUGGCUUGUGGGGUUUUUUUCUAUGUUUCCAUAAAUCAUUUGCUAGCCAAGGGUUACUUGCCGCAGAAGUUGGUUUUGGUUGAUAUGCCUUUUUACAAGUUUUUGGCCGUGUUGUUGGGGAUUGGCGUGAUCGCGGUUGUGAUGAUUUGGGACACUUAAAAGAGCUCAUGCCAGUGUGUGAAGAAAACAGAACAAAGCCAAGGCGAUUGGUACUCUUUACAUGUACAGAAUGGAUAAUCAACUUCUCAGAUUCCUCCCUUAAUGGAUUAUGAAUUUUUUCUCAUUGCAGAAUUAUAUUAGACUGUACAUUAGGUUUUUUUGUACAAACUAUAUUCAGAAAUAUAUUGGCUUACUUUGUGUUCCACUGUUCCUGUUCUCGAUUACUGGAUUAAUUCAGGUAGCAGCUCCUGACUGUUUUCAACUGAUCCAUUUGUUUUUGAUGAUUGAAAUUUGAAACCGUAUUGGGUUU
Messenger RNA from Rhododendron vialii, 1490 nucleotides. Its product is annotated as zinc transporter 11-like. The record is from RefSeq and is a predicted model, not a curated record. NCBI's taxonomy places the organism in Eukaryota, Viridiplantae, Streptophyta, Magnoliopsida, Ericales, Ericaceae. Gene Ontology annotation, biological process: zinc ion transmembrane transport. Gene Ontology annotation, cellular component: membrane. The coding region runs from base 131 to 1180 and encodes 349 amino acids. Gene Ontology annotation, molecular function: zinc ion transmembrane transporter activity. The transcript has 3 exons.